AUGGGCGCCUACAAGUACAUCGAGGAGCUGUGGCGGAGGAAGCAGAGCGAUGUGCUCCGCUUUCUCCUCCGCGUGCGGUGCUGGGAGUUCAGGCAGCUGCCCGGCAUCGUUCGGCUGAACAGGCCGUCGAGGCCGGACAAGGCCCGCCGCAUGGGCUUCAAGGCUAAGCAGGGCUAUGUCGUGUACCGCGUGCGCGUGCGUCGCGGCGGCCGCAAGAGGCCCGUGAGCAAGGGCAUCGUGUACGGCAAGCCCGUGAACCAGGGUAUCACGCAGCUCAAGGCCAGCCGCAACCUGCGCAACGUGGCGGAGGAGCGGGCGGGCCGCAGGCUGGGUGGGCUGCGCGUGCUCAACAGCUACUGGGUCAACGAGGACUCUGCCUACAAGUACUUUGAGGUCAUCCUGGUGGACCCCAACCACAACGCCAUCCGCAACGACGCGCGCAUCAACUGGAUCCGCCGCGAGCUGCGCGGCCUGACCUCUGCCGGCAAGAAGUACCGCGGCCUGCACGGCAAGGGCAGCCGCUACAACAAGAACGCCCCCUCCAAGCGCGCCACCUGGCUCAAGCACAACAGCCCCAGCCUGCGGCGCUACCGCUAG
Monoraphidium neglectum is the source of this 597-nucleotide messenger RNA. RefSeq names its product 60S ribosomal protein L15-1. The transcript has 6 exons. The record is from RefSeq and is a predicted model, not a curated record. Gene Ontology annotation, biological process: cytoplasmic translation. Lineage: Eukaryota; Viridiplantae; Chlorophyta; Chlorophyceae; Sphaeropleales; Selenastraceae. The coding region runs from base 1 to 597 and encodes 198 amino acids. Gene Ontology annotation, molecular function: structural constituent of ribosome; RNA binding. Gene Ontology annotation, cellular component: ribosome; cytosolic large ribosomal subunit.